This is a messenger RNA of Fusarium venenatum, 978 nucleotides long. RefSeq names its product Ribokinase-like protein. Gene Ontology annotation, molecular function: ribokinase activity. NCBI's taxonomy places the organism in Eukaryota, Fungi, Ascomycota, Sordariomycetes, Hypocreales, Nectriaceae. The record is from RefSeq and is a predicted model, not a curated record. Gene Ontology annotation, biological process: D-ribose metabolic process.
AUGUCGUCGUCAAAGCCCGUCAUCAGCGUCUUGGGAUCUCUCAACAUCGAUCUCGUCUCAUACGUUCCCCAUCACCCAUUACCGGGAGAGACGAUUACUUCCAACCAAUUCAAUGUCUUCCCAGGUGGAAAAGGUGCAAACCAAGCUGUUGCUUGUGCAAAACUCUCUCGAACUUCUGACUUCAAGGACUCAAGUGUUGACGUUGUCAUGAUUGGGGCCAUUGGAGCAGACGCCUAUGGAAGCACGCUCCUGGAUAGUCUUAAAUCAUAUGACGUGGGAACUGAUUCAAUAAUUGUGAAUCGAGAUGGCGGCGCUGGUUCACAAAGUGGUAUUGCGAUGAUCAUCGUCGAUGAGCCAACGGGUCAGAACCGCAUUAUCUUGUCCCCAGGAGCCAACAAUUCCCUCCAACCGAGCCAAUUUCAACAAAUACCCGGACCAGCACCUGCACUACUCAUCAUGCAGCUGGAAAUUCCACUGGACACAGUUAUCCAGGCUUUUCAAGCUGCAAAGGCAAUGGGAACACCGGUACUUCUCAACCCUGCACCUGCUCAGACUCUUCCUGUGGAGAUCUACCAAGGGCUGGCACAUCUCAUCUUGAACGAAACCGAAGCAGCUCUAUUAUCGGGCAAGGACGAAUCAGAGUUCGAAGACAUUGCUGUGGUUGGGCAAGCUGCAUCUGACUUCCUUGCUAAAGGUGUCCAAAACGUUGUCAUCACACUUGGUGGAAAGGGUGCAUACUUUGCCAACGACACUGGCGCCAAGGGACUCAUUCCCGCACAGAAAGUCAAAGUUGUUGACACGACUGCUGCCGGUGAUACAUUCAUUGGUUCAUACGCAGUAGAAGUGGCACUCGCAGGUCAACGAGCUGAAACAUUCGACAUUGAAAAGGCUGUUCAUUCAGGAAUUAGAGCUUCAUCACAUACGGUCGCGAGACGAGGAGCACAAGUAUCUAUUCCAUGGAAAGACGAGUUGGCGUGA